UUCCAAAAUUGGAGAGAAGGGACCAAAUUAUGUAAGCAAAUUGCAAUAACCCAUUAGGCUCAGCGGCUCUCCAGGAAGCACAUGUCACAAAUCUAAUAUAAAAAUAGGCUUCUUUACAGAGUUGAUUGAGUGAUAAUGAUAGAAAGUUAAAAUGAUAAAAUAAAAUGCUAUUUGCAUGAUAAUUAUAAGAGUAUAACAACUUCUAUGACACAGGAUCCACCCCACUUUUUUACUAGGAUAUGCUAUUCAAGUGAUGUAGAAAAAUUAACGUGCAAAAUUCUUAAGCUAGCUACUCUGCUUCAGUUUGUUUGGCAUCAGAAUAUGAAAAAUUCUAAAUUACAGUAAGAACACGUUGUAAAUUUAUAAUUAAUCACAAGUUGUGGUUUCCUUCUUUCUACAUAGGAUAAAACUUAACCAGGAAUUCAGCAUGUUAAUAAUGACUCUAAAUUUCUCUCAAGUCCAUUCUGGCAUGAGUGUGGAUGUUAAAUAAGGUUUCUGAUUCGGAAACCUACGAAACCUCUGCCACAUGAAUCCCCUUUUUUCCCUCUAAAGGGGCGUGAGAAAUGCAAUUAAAGUAAAAUCUAACUAAAAGGUUUAUUGCAUGCAUACCUCCCCCACCCCAUAGACCACAGUAUUCAAAACAUAAAAACAAAAUCUAUGUCCAAAUUUUCAGAAUUCCUUUAACAAAUGGCCUUCAACAACAAAUCCAAGAAGUCCAGUUCCCCUUCUAAUUUUACUUUCUGUGUCACCCUUUUCUUCCUUGUCCUCUUCACCAUACCAACAUUUUUCCUCCUCCACACACCCACCACAUGCACCACCCUUUCCAAAACCUGGUCAGGUGAUCUUCUUUUAGCCGAAUUCGCAUGGAACAAACUCCCGUUUCUAGAACAGAACCCUUCACCCGUACCUCUCAAAGUCGCUGUCUUCUCUAGAAAAUGGCCUAUUGGAAGCACUCCUGGUGGCAUGGAGCGCCAUGCGUACACACUUCACACUGCUCUAGCUCAGCGGGGCCACAAGGUUCAUAUAUUCACCUCUCCUCCACAAGAAGAAACCACUUCGACCUUUUGUUCAGACGCAACCGGUCACCAAGAAGAUGUUAAUGCUCCUUCUUCACCAUUCAUACAUUGCCAUGAGGGGGAGCCAGGCAAGUGGCGCUACAACAAAGCAUGGGAACAGUUUCUGGAACAAAACCAGAAAGAACCCUUCGAUGUUGUUCACUCAGAAAGUGUAGCACUUCCUCACUGGCUCGCUCACGACCUUCCAAACCUUGCAGUUUCGUGGCAUGGCAUAGCACUUGAGAGUUUGCAAUCUAGCCUUUUCCAAGACUUAGCUCGUAGAAUUGAUGAACCUAGAUCCCCGGAUUUUGACAAAGGCUUAUACGGGGUUCUCCCUAAGAUUCUAAAUGAGAUAAGGUUCUUCAGAAACUAUGCACACCAUGUUGCUAUCAGUGAUAGUUGUGGUGAAAUGUUAAGAGAUGUGUACCAAAUCCCCAGCAGAAGAGUGCAUGUGAUUCUUAAUGGAGUUGAUGAGGGUGACUUCAGAGAAGAUGUGGAAUUGGGAAAGGAAUUUAGAACCAAAAUUGGCAUUCCAAGCAAUGCUAGUUUAGUGCUUGGUGUCGCUGGAAGAUUAGUUAGGGACAAAGGCCACCCUCUCCUUCAUGAAGCAUACUCUAGGCUAAUAACAAAACAUCCUAAUGUGUAUUUGAUUGUAGCUGGCUCAGGACCAUGGGAGAACCGAUAUAGGGAUUUAGGAAAUCAAGUUCUUGUUCUUGGAUCCAUGAGUCUUUCCAUGCUACGAGCAUUCUACAAUGCCAUUGACAUUUUUGUCAAUCCUACACUUAGACCACAAGGCCUUGAUCUUACUCUGAUGGAAGCCAUGAUGAGUGGGAAACCCCUUUUGGCAUCAAGAUUUCCAAGCAUCAAAGGUAGUGUUGUGGUGGAUGAUGAAUUUGGCUUUAUGUUCUCUCCCAACGUGGAAUCCCUCAUGGAGGCACUUGAAGCAGUGGUGAAGGAAGGAAAGGUAAGGCUUGCAAGGAGGGGAAAGGCAUGCCGUGAAUAUGCAGUUUCUAUGUUUACAGCAACAAAGAUGGCGUUGGCCUAUGAGAGACUAUUCCUGUGCAUAAAAGAAGAUAAAUUUUGUAACUAUCAUUGAGGUGUAAUCUUUUUCUUUCCAUCAUUGACU
Molecule: messenger RNA, 2181 nt
Organism: Vigna radiata var. radiata (mung bean)
Lineage: Eukaryota; Viridiplantae; Streptophyta; Magnoliopsida; Fabales; Fabaceae
Exons: 1
Coding region: 688-2151 (487 amino acids)
Molecular function (GO): glycosyltransferase activity
Source: RefSeq, a predicted model, not a curated record